Molecule: messenger RNA, 1013 nt
Organism: Bemisia tabaci
Lineage: Eukaryota; Metazoa; Arthropoda; Insecta; Hemiptera; Aleyrodidae
Source: RefSeq, a predicted model, not a curated record
CCCGACUAUAAAAGCCCCCGUCGCCCCACAGAUAAUCAUUCACGUUCCAAGUGCUCCUAAGCUUCAGUUCGCUAACUCGUCAAAAAAAAACCUAUCAAAAUGAAAUUCUUGGUUUGCGCCUUCCUCCUCAUCGCGGCCGCCGCUGCCCUCCCAGCCACCCCCGCUGACCAGGCCGCCAGCGAGCAGAUCGCCCCCGCCGCGGAAGACGCGAGCGCCAAGGAAAAGCGGGGACUCGCUCCCUACUACGGAUACGGCGCCUACCCAUACAGCAGCUACGGUCUUGGCUACCACGCUCCCCUCACCAGCGCCUACCACGCUCCCCUCGCCAGCACCUACCACGCUCCCAUCGCCGCCCCCGCCUACCACGCCCCCAUCGCCGCCGCCGCCUACCACGCACCCCUCGCCAGCGCCUACCACGCUCCCUUGGCCAGCGCCUACCACGCUCCCCUCUCCUACGGAUACGCCGCUAAGGCUUACUCUCCAUACUCCCUUGGCUACCACGCUCCUCUCUACGGUCAUGGUUUGGGCUACAGCUACUACCACUAGACUGCUCUCUCUGUGAUUCCUAUCUCCUAAUACCUCUACCAAAUUUAGUUUGUCCUUCCUAUUUAUUGCUGAGUCUCCGCUCGGCACCAUCUCAGAUUCAUUUGUGAUAGUUACCUGAUAUCAAGUUAUCUCAUCUCCGACAAUACUGCCCGAUCGGUACGUUAUGUUCACCGGUGCCAUUUUGAAAGAUUUUCUCUGAAAUUGUUCAAAAAUCAUGACCUCACUACGACAAAAGCUCAUUUUAUCUCCGAUGUUUCAUCUACAAACUUUGAACACCGUGAAUGAUGAAACUAUGAUUCAAUCUAUUUUUGUAAAAUCUUAAUGUGCCAUCUAUAAGAAUUGUUCUUACAGCUGGUAUCCAACCAUUUGUGAGUCAUAGAAAAUAAUUUUUUACUUACAUACAAGAUACGUCUAUUUGGUCUCAUUCUUUGUUUAUUCAUUAAAUAAAUGAAUGAAAAACAACCUCA